This is a messenger RNA of Aspergillus sclerotioniger CBS 115572, 1206 nucleotides long. RefSeq lists its product as uncharacterized. Lineage: Eukaryota; Fungi; Ascomycota; Eurotiomycetes; Eurotiales; Aspergillaceae. The transcript has 2 exons. The record is from RefSeq and is a predicted model, not a curated record. The coding region runs from base 343 to 969 and encodes 208 amino acids.
UGGGCCAUUGCCCAAUGAAGGUUCGUCAUCGAUGCUCCUCGCCAUGGCAGGGACUUAACUGCAAGUACGGGACUUGAUUAUUGCCCUGGGAAGUAUAAUUGCUAACAACAUGCCCCAUGUCUACGCGUCAAAUCUGCAUCAUCGAUCUUCAUGUUCUGUUCUGCGUCUAUAGCCAGUGCAAGGGCCAAUAUAUAUAGCCGUUACUGCACCGGACCAUCGUGUGCACAAGGAGAGUUUGAGGGAGAUCUGGAAAAUCUACACCCACCAAGUCAAUCUAUAAGAGUCAAUUGAUAAAGAUCCACCAAGGUAUUCCUAGACGCUAGUGACAAGGAUAUCCUCAACAUGCCCGACAUCCAAGUCAACGAGGUGACUGGAGAUCCCUACCGCAAAACCUGCCGGGUGCCCUACGUCGAGCCCGAGUCGGCCCCUCCAGCUAUCCGAGACAAAUUGCGCGUGCUUCCUUUCCGGCGCAACAUCCUGCUGACUCUCGCUCAUUCUCCCGGGCUCUUCCCACAUAUCAGCGGUCUCCUGGCUGCCUGCUUCGAUGGGAAGCAACGCCUGCUUCCGGUGUUAGACUGGCAGCUGAUUGUCCUUCGGGUUGCCACGGUGCUCAAAGCAAAGUAUGAGUAUGAUGUCAACUUGCCCGUGGCUGAGGUAUUCGGGUUUCCCCCGGACAAGAUCCAGGCGAUGGGGUGCUCUCUACAAGACGUUUUGCAAGGAAAAGGCCCCUGGACACAUCGCGAUCGGGUGAUCCUUCGAAUUGUCGAUGAACAGCUGGACACGUAUGAAAACAAGCCCGACACGAUCACCGAUGCUCUGAAGGUGCUCUCCGUGGAGGAGCUGGUGGAGGUAUUGUUAAUGAUUGGUAUCUAUGCUUCGUUGGCCCGGGUUAUGAAGGCCUUGAAGGUGGACGAUGACCACCCGACCCCUGAUCUGAAGGAGAAGAUUAGAAGUGCUAUCACCGGGUAAUGGAAGUAAUUCCCAAGUUCGAUGUUAAAGAUACACCAGGAGAAUAAUUCACAAUGCUGUUCAUUGCGGUAGACUAGGGUAGUGCCAAAACCGUGGGAGAUGGACGGUCAUCUGAUGGUUGCAUAUGCCACAGAUACAACAAGUAGAUAGCCAAACGGCGAGGGCCGGAUGACCCACUCUCAGCCGAUGGGCGGAAGAUAGACUUUCAGGCUGACUCCCGUGCUUUUCUUCACCGGC